Molecule: messenger RNA, 513 nt
Organism: Temnothorax curvispinosus
Lineage: Eukaryota; Metazoa; Arthropoda; Insecta; Hymenoptera; Formicidae
Product: brain-specific angiogenesis inhibitor 1-associated protein 2-like protein 1
Exons: 4
Biological process (GO): plasma membrane organization; actin filament bundle assembly; actin crosslink formation
Cellular component (GO): cytosol; nucleoplasm
Source: RefSeq, a predicted model, not a curated record
UCGUGCCAAGCGGAUCGUCCCUGUGUCGUACGCUCGUCCGCGUGGUGCUCCGCUCCGAACUGCUUCUCCCGAGAGCAGCACCUACCUCCGUCUGGCGCGGUGGUUCGAUACUCGUCCACCCGUGAUCUCUGAUCCACUGACUCUCUCUGCACGUAGGAUCUCAGAUCGGGAGACCGCGAUAAUAUCGAACGUGCGUCGUGAUCGAGCACGGGAAAGCAGGACGACCACGUGAGAUCCGGUCUCGGGAAGACGGGAAAAUAUGAGCAUCUCGUGAAGCCGGGAAAAGCGGAGUUUUCAUUAUGGAGACCGAGGAGCUCACCAGGCUUGUCGACGAGAUCUACAAGAAUAUCUUGGAUAAGUUCAACCCUGGAGCAAGGCAGCUGAUCAACGCAGGCAAGGCGUACCUGAAGGCUCUUCACGGAGCUGCGGCGGCGUCGCGAGUUUAUGUCGACGCUUUGUCCCGGUUAGCCCGUCAAGCCCAGCUGGGAACAUGGGGCGGUUCGAAGGAUGUGG